This is a messenger RNA of Lasiosphaeria miniovina, 5838 nucleotides long. RefSeq lists its product as uncharacterized. The transcript is spliced from 5 exons. Gene Ontology annotation, biological process: phosphatidylinositol-mediated signaling; phosphatidylinositol phosphate biosynthetic process. NCBI's taxonomy places the organism in Eukaryota, Fungi, Ascomycota, Sordariomycetes, Sordariales, Lasiosphaeriaceae. Gene Ontology annotation, molecular function: 1-phosphatidylinositol 4-kinase activity. The record is from RefSeq and is a predicted model, not a curated record. Bases 1 to 5838 code for a protein of 1945 amino acids. Gene Ontology annotation, cellular component: plasma membrane; cytoplasm.
AUGGCUCGCGAUAUUCGCCAAAAGGCAUUGCAACGCAUUGCCUUUCUCUCUGCCACAACACCAUCCAUCUCAUUCGACAAAUCGGAUCUCGAUCGGUUGUGUAGAGCUGCUCCAAGUCAUGGCAGCCGAUCCCUUGCCAUCAACGGCCACAACGCAUCGGCGCCUUCCAAGUCCGACAAGCUGGCGAAGCUCAAUGUUGGCCGCGUCCCCAUGAGCAUCCGAGAGUAUGAGGUCCUCUUGGCUCUCUGCAAGGCUGCGCCUGGUCUACAGGCCGCCCAGAGCGCGCUGAAGCUCGCCCGACACUUGGUACCUUACCUCAUGGAUGCCCACGUCCAGGCAUUUGCUUCAUCUCCCUUCUUCCGGAAAAUCGAGCCGUCCCCGACCGAGUCGCUGAGCUACCAUGUCACGGCCGCCCUGCUGUCUCUAGGGGUACAACACGCAGACGUCCAACAGCUGGUCUCGGACAACGUCACGGCAUUCCUCGAUGCCUGUGCGUUUGCCACCGAGAGCGUGUCCUGUGCCGAUGAUGACGACCCGGGAGCCCUCGAAGAGGCCAUACGGACGGCGACUAUCACAAUUGCUCUCUUGGGCUUUCUUGACGCUGCGUGCGCGCAGGCGGAUUUCUGGAGGUCCGGAGGUCGCCUGGGCCUGAUAACCCGGCUCCGUAACCUUCUUUCGCAGCCCUUUCUAGUUGCUGUUGAGGCUGCUUUCUCCACCAUUCGAAAUUCACACUCCCACGACCGCGAUGUUAAGGAGUGGAAAAGAUGGCUCCGUCACUACGACGAUAUUGGUCGCCCCCUGGGUGCCAUGUUAUUGCAGCGGAGCUUCAUGUGGCUGCUUGUGGCCGCAACGUCUCUCCUGGUCGCCGAGGAAGACGCCCUGCGGAGCUCCCAUGUUCUUGACAUACUCAUGUCUGGGAACGGCUUGCGCCGUCCUUUGACUGCCAAAAGCGGCGAGGCCGAUUUCCGCUCCGUGGAGUUUUACGCCACGGUUGCCAUCGACCAGAUGAAUUACCUGGAAUCGAGUGCCGAUUUUGACAGUCUGUCACCGGCUAAGCAGAAACUUGCCUUUGCUGUCAAGGCUUGCGCCUUGAUCAGCUAUCUCAAUGCGUCCACCUUGAACGAAGAUGCCGCGGCUGGCGACGUUCUGAUGGACUGGCUUGAAGACACCCUUGGCGAUCCCGCAAGCAUGGCAGAUGAGGGCUUGGCGUCGGUAGUUCUCAAGUCGACGGCAUUGCUCUGUAGGGUGUCCCCUGCAUAUGCAACUAAUGUCAGCCGUCUUCUCCCCCGGUUCAUUGUCCAGAGCGGAGCAAAGAGCCACACCGUGACCGUAGCAUCAAAAUGCCUCGCCUUCGUCCUAAAGCUACUCUCAAAGGACGCUAUUAUCACGACGCUUUACACCCUAGGCAAUGUCUUGAGUCCCGGAAAUGACCGGCCCCUUACCAAUGGCUUGAACGGUGACACUCGGCACGAUGCUCGCGAUAUUUCUCCCGUCUACGCGGCGAGACAGUCUACUGGCAGCUCGAUUUCUCUGCAAAUAUCUGGGGAGGAAGACUCGUCGAUUGUCCAAGGGAACGUUGUUCAGGCUAUCUGCGAAAUAGCGAGUACCUGCAGGGACGAAAAGAUUACGGGGCUCGCCCAGUCAAUGCUCGCGCAAAAGAUUGCCAAGCUCAGCAGCCUCGUCGAUGCUCGCAUCAUUACCGGGGCUGCCACGUUAGCUCUAAGUGGUGGCCAGUCCGAAUUUCGUUAUCUCCUCAAGAGGUUUGCUGCCGUUGCCCAUGACGCUGUGUUGGAGAACAAGGAUGGGGCCCUUAACGCUGUCAUGAAAGCUCGAAACAACAUCUCGGCCAAUCUUCGACGAGAUUCUCCACUGUACGAUGCAUACUUAGAGCAUUUACUUGACGGCAUUAUUUCCCAAGGAGAUGCGCAUAGCCAUCACUCUCACCAUGCCAAGGAAUCCGACGUUGAGCUAGCUGCCCGAGAGAUCGCGCAGUUGAUCCAGCCUCUUGCUGUUUUCAUGUCUGUCAACGAUCUUGCAUUUGACGGCAUCACUGAUGACGACACCCAUUCCAUGCUCCGUGAUGCGUGGUUCAACAUUGUUGUCCACGGUUUCACUCCCGCAACGGAACGCGGGAAACUUCACAUGAAUGAUCUGAGGAUUAUGGCUAUCCACUCGCCGCCUCUGGUGUUGGAGAACCGUGGGGAGCAGAACGAAAGUGACAUUGAGCUCAACCCUAUUCUUCGCAGGGGUGAGGGCUCGGAUCGAGAAACCCUGCAGAAGAAACAUCUUGCAGAGCUGAUUCCGACGAGAAGCAGCGAGAUCAAGGGUCUCAGUUAUCGGAAAGUCAUAUUCCUUCAUGCAGCGCAUCUAGUCGAGACUUUGCGGGCGGAUGCGGGUGACUGCACCAAGGCAUUGUCAUACUUUCUCGAACCCAGCAUGCGGCGAGGCGACGUCAGCCGCACCAUGGAUGGAAUCAUGAACGCUGCCAUGGACAGGUACUUGAAGAAGACGCUCAGUGCCUCCAGUCCCACCUUCUCGGCGCAGUAUGCAGCGAGUCAACUCGUCAAGAUAUUUUGCAGCUGUUGCCACCGUAUCGAGAGGGUGCAGCAGGCCGCGUUCGGUUGUGCUGACCGCAUAUUGCUCGACAUACCAUCAGCCCUUUGCCAGCGGUCCUCGCUGUUUGCGCUUCUAGAGCUCCUCUCGUUGAUGUGGUCGAGCUGCCUAGAAGCAGAAACGGACCGGUACGAGCCGCGGACUACGUUCACGUCCGCUCGGGGUGGAGUCACGGUUGAACUCUCAGACGAUUAUCAGCUUAGGCACCUGACGCUCGAAAGCUUACAUGGGAAGGCGAAGACUUGGUUGACAAGUGCAAUUGAGAUUGCCCCCGCCGAUGUGAAGGGGCUCCUGCAAACUUAUCUUUCCGAGUUUGACGACGAGGGUACUUAUGGCCAUGUAUCACUCGGUCGAUCCUUUGCUAUUGAGAUAGGCUCCAUCAUCCCGUCGACGGACCAGAGACUGUCCUCGCUUGACGUUCUCGGCGACUGCCGCAUCAAUACCGCCUCUGAUUUCAUGGCGCAGUACACGACACGUCAAGAAUAUCGAUAUUCCGAGGCGCUGCCGGAUCAUAGCCUGGAAUGGCUUAGUUUCAUGCGUCUCGAUCGCAGAGCCUCGAUUUUGCCGUUGUCUGAUAACGAGAGCGACGAUGCUAUCACUGCUCUCUCACACAUUGAAAGGCGUAUACUUAGUCGAAAGGUGACGACGCUAGCUGACGUUAGAGAUAUACUCCGACGCGCUGCCGCCCUUCUCUGCCGGACUGAGCAAGACGAAUGUUCCAUCGCCCACUAUCUUGUCAGCAUCCCAUUUGCUAUGUUUACGAAGCAGUCGAUCAAGCUCGGCGUUUCUCUUUGGCUUGGGGUGAUGAAUGAGAAUCCGAGGAUGCAGCCGCGAAUCUUGGUAGAGAUUGCACAGCAGUGGGAAUUCAGCGUUCAGAAGAGACUUGGGCUCUUCAACCCUAUAAUCACCAGCCCUGACCCUUUCUUUCUGAGGGAGGAAUUUGCACCGAGUGAUAGCGCUGCACUUGCAAAGCGCAAGCAUCUAAUCAACAACCUCCUGGCGCCCCAUACACGUCUCUUGCAGUUUCUGAGCAGUCACUACAACGCUACCCGACUCGGAAACCCUAAUACUCAUCACGUCUUUCUCCGUCUUCUUGAUGUUACCUUGAACGCCGUUAAGCAGUCAACGUUACACCCCAUGGCCAGAGAAAUCCGCUUCCAGGUGGUGCUCCUCGGCCUCAGGAUCCUCAAGACUAGUACGACUAUCGGUGCUAUCGCACAGUGGCGGCUGAAGGACUUGAUACUGUCUUCAGCACUUGGCUGGUUCAACACAGCACCGCGCUGGUCAUUCGGCAGCAAUAUGAUUCAGCUCAAGACAGAGAUUCGCCUGAUUUCGGACGUAAUGGCAGCCUUGAAGGCAACAGCCCUCAUCGGUGCGCAACCUGUGGGGAACAUCAAGUCUCUUGCUUCCAAGGAGAAGCUCAUUCAAAUUCUACUAGAAAACGAGCAAGCGAGGCUGGCAGUCUGGGUUCACCCUGUGAAUGAACAUCAGAGGUCGCAACUGACGUUCCAUCAGUCGAAUAAAAAUGCAAUUGAAGCAUCCGUUUUUCCGCUUGUUCGGACAGCUUGGGCUGAAAGCCCAUCGCUGGCUGUGCAUUUGAUAGGCAGGUUUCAGUAUCCACGAAUCCAUAAGGAGGUUCGCUGGCUGCUGCUGAACUUUCCCGCAAAGGCUGCUGCUGAGCCUGAAGCUCUGUCGGUACUCAUCGAUGGCGUGCUGCCCGAAGAUGUCGGAUUCCAGCUCAAAUACCUGCUUUUCUGGGCACCGGUAAAUCCCAUCACUGCAGUAACAUUCUUCCUGCCAGCCUACCGGAACCACCCUUACCUGAUUCAGUAUGCGAUGAGGGCGCUAGAGAGCCACUCGGUUGAUGUGACAUUUUUUUAUGUGCCGCAAAUCGUGCAGACUCUUCGAUAUGAUGCUCUUGGCUACGUGGAGCGCUAUAUUCUAGAGACUGCCCAACUAUCUCAACUAUUCGCCCAUCAGAUCAUUUGGAACAUGAAGGCAAAUGCCUACAAGGACGAUGACUCUCAAAUUCCUGAUGCUAUCAAGCCGACUCUCGACAAGGUCAUGGGCCACAUGAUUGAAAGUUUCUCAGAUGUCGAUCGUGGCUUCUACGAACGAGAAUUCUCCUUCUUCGAUGAGGUUACAGACAUAUCCGGGAAGCUCAAACCCCUGAUAAAGAAGUCUAAGCCCGAGAAGAAGCAAAAGAUUGAAGAGGAGCUCCGUAAAAUCAAGGUUGAAAUUGGCGUUUAUUUGCCGAGCAACCCAGAUGGCGUAGUUAUUGGCAUUGAUCGCAAGUCCGGCAAGCCGCUGCAAAGCCAUGCCAAGGCCCCUUUCAUGGCGACCUUCCGAAUCAAGAAGAAUAAAGCUAGCCUUCCAGAGGAGGAGGACGGAAUUCUAGAAGAACCAAAGAGGAACGAUAUCGUCCAAGAAAGUACCAUUGAGGUUUGGCAGUCGGCCAUCUUCAAGGUGGGAGAUGAUUGCCGUCAGGAUGUGCUCGCCCUUCAGAUGAUAGCAGCCUUCCGCGGGAUUUUCCACAAUGUCGGCCUGGACGUCUUCGUUUUCCCUUACCGUGUGACGGCCACAGCUCCCGGCUGCGGUGUGAUUGAUGUCCUGCCUAACUCGGUUUCUCGAGACAUGCUCGGCCGGGAAGCUGUCAAUGGUCUUUAUGACUACUUUGUCUCCAGAUACGGCAACGAGGACUCCCUCCGCUUCCAGCAGGCCCGGAACAAUUUUGUCAAGAGCAUGGCGGCUUAUUCUGUCAUCUCCUUCCUACUCCAGUUCAAGGACCGACACAAUGGAAACAUCAUGAUCGACGACGCCGGGCACAUUCUCCAUAUCGAUUUUGGUUUCUGUUUCGAUAUUGCCCCAGGUGGUAUCAAAUUUGAGCGUGCCCCAUUCAAGCUCACGUCCGAAAUGCUUGCCGUCAUGGGUGGCAGUACAGACCACCAGUCCUUCAAGUGGUUUGAGGAGCUAUGUGUUAAAGCUUUCCUUGCCUCUCGACAGCACACGGAGAAGCUGUCGCAGAUUGUUCUUCUCAUGAUGGACAGUGGGCUACCCUGCUUUAAGCCGGAGAGCGUGAAGCACUUCAAGGAGAGAUUCGUCCUGGAGAAGAAUGAACGUGAGGCUGCUGAUUUCAUGAAAGACCUGAUAAAAAAGAGCCACGCAAGUUAUUCUACAGGCCUGUACGACCAAUUCCAGCUCCUGACAAAUGGCAUACCGUAUUGA